Molecule: messenger RNA, 2384 nt
Organism: Pelobates fuscus (common spadefoot toad)
Lineage: Eukaryota; Metazoa; Chordata; Amphibia; Anura; Pelobatidae
Product: ras association domain-containing protein 10-like
Exons: 1
Coding region: 625-2019 (464 amino acids)
Biological process (GO): signal transduction
Source: RefSeq, a predicted model, not a curated record
AAUAGACGGAGGGUGAUUGCUCUGCACCAGCAGGACUGUCUGUCUACAUUGAGUGCUCUGCACCAGCAGGACUGUCUGUCUACACUGAAUGCUCUGCACCAGGACUGUCUACACUCAGUGCUCUGCACUAUAACAACUACAAUAAGGCUUCUGUACCAGCACUAUUAAAUGUUCUGCUACAAGAGAACUACAGUAAGUGCUCUGCCCCAGGACUACAACAAAUGCUAUGCUCCAGGAGAACUAUAAUAACUGCUCUGCUACAGGAGGACUACAGUAAAUGCUAUGCCCCAGGACUACAACACAUACUCUGCUACAGGAGGACUACAGUAAGUGGAUUGCUCCAGGAGGACUGCAUCUCCCUAUACUAAGUGCUGUGCUACAGGAGGGCUACUUACCACUUCCUUCACCAAGUGCCCUGCCUCAAGUGGGUUGCCUCUGCCCACAGCAGAAGAUCUGCCUUUCCUUGUACCAGCACAGUUUGUGCUAUUUUGGGGCAGGCAAUACUCAAUAUAUCAGGCUUCGACUAGCUGUGUUUGUGCGUGGUAUCCAAUGGGUGAGAGCCCAUUUGUAGCUCUGUCCCUAGAAGAGCUGUGACUGUGCUCCCAGCAGCUGAACUGGUCAGCCAUGGAGAAUGAGGAGGAGUGGAAGAUCUCAGUAUGGCUCUGCCAAGACGAGAAGCUGGUCUCUGGCCUUAGCAGGAGGACCACUUGUGCAGAGGUGGUCAAGGUACUCCUUGAGGACUACAACCAAAGUCAGGCUGCAGAUGGGUCCAUGCUCCUUGGACCUCCCCAGUCCUACUGCAUUGUGGAGAAGUGGAGGGGCUUUGAGAGGAUACUACCCAACAAAACCAAGAUCCUAAGGUUAUGGACAGCAUGGGGGGAGGAACAGGAAAAUGUCAGGUUUGUUCUGGUCAGGAGCGAGGCAUCCCUGUCCAAUAUUGGACCCAGGAGUGCAGAAGCCAAGGUGGUCCUCAGCAAGGAGAGCCCCUGCCACCUGAGAGGGUCCACCAAAGCCAUCAAUACUUGCCUUAACCAGGAGAAACAACGGAGGGUGGUCAGGAAGGCCUUCCGCAAGCUGGCAAAGAUGAACAAAAAGAGAGAGGAGACCUUAUCUCGGGAUUCCUGCUCGGUGGAAAAAAUGGAGACCUUGGUCCACCUGGUUCUCUCCCAAGACCAUACCAUCCGCCAGCAGGUCCAACGAAUUAAGGACUUGGACAGGGACAUAGAGAGGUUUGAGGCCAAAAUACACUUUGACAGGAUGAAAAGACAUGGAGUCAACUAUGUCCAAGAUACUUACUUGGUGGGACCAGGGUCUGACCCAGGGACAACCAGUGACAGCCAAGAGGGGGGUCAUGACUCCCAGGAGGAGCUCUUUGUGGAUUAUGAGGAUUAUGUCCAGAAAUGUGAGGAGGUUUUAAUGCUUCAAGAUGAAAUAACCCAACAGGAGGUCAUGAUUGACCAACUUACAGCCCAGAUCCAAGAGGAGCUCAAUAAAAGGUGGAUGGACAGGAGGCAGGAAGAGUUGUCUGAGAGAGAGCUGGACUUUCAGCAGGGGGACACUAGUGGGGACCAAGAGGAAGGAGAUAGUAAAUUACUGGUGCAACAGGAAAGGGUUAAAACAGAGCUCAGUGCCAGCCUUUAUAUAGGACUGAGGCUCAACACAGACUUGGAGGCCAUCAGAGCAGAUUUGGAGUUCACUCAACAAGUCUGGGAGGAGAAAGAGAGUGAAUUUCAGAGUCUGUUACAGAGUCUCAAUGAUCUGGAUCUUUCUCCAGGACUUCACAGCCCAGUGGAUAUGUCAGUAGGACUUCACAGCCCAGUGGACCUCCCUUCAGGACUCCAUAGAGCAGAGGAGGCCACAGACAGCACUAUUUUGGAUAGUUCUCCUGGUGUUUGGGUGGUUAAAGACAUUGAGGGCUUUAGUAAUUGUGGGGCCAAUGAUGAGGAUUCAGACACUGGGCUGAGUUCAAUGCACAGUCAGGAUUCAGACACCACUCCAGUCUGUGAGUCUCUGGUAUAGUCUUAAUUAUUAACCUUUUAUUGGCAGAGUAUAUGUAUAACACAAGCUUGCACACCCCUGUGGCACUCACCGACUCCUAUCUGCUAUUUAAAUAAUCACCAAGUGACCCUCUUAAUGUUUAGUGAUUUAUAUUUGCACAAGCCACCAGGGAGGUGAUUGCAGCCCAGCCUGGCAUUAAAAGAGUUAAUCCCUUCAUGAUAGCCCACAUCAGGACUGUCACAACAUAUAAUGCCUUAUCCAACUCUUAUAAUGAAAGGGUUAAAGCCCACUCAGGCAAGGUCUUCCCUACAAAAUUAACCCAAUGUCGCUUUGUAAAAUGUGUUUGUUUUUUUUUAUAAAUAAAACAUUUGUUAAUUUUAAUCUGA